Rotaria sordida is the source of this 270-nucleotide messenger RNA. NCBI's taxonomy places the organism in Eukaryota, Metazoa, Rotifera, Eurotatoria, Philodinida, Philodinidae. The record is from the annotation of a GenBank genome assembly.
AUGAAAGGAUUUACUGCAUUUAUUAUAAAUAGUUUAAAUGGUUUUGGAUUGAAUAUUGUACGUAAAUUUGCUAAACUAGGUUGUGAUAUUGUUUUGAAUGGAAAUCAUAUUGAUGAAAAUAUAACACAAACUAUUCAAAAUGAAAUCGAUAUACCUAAAUUAGUUGAACAAAUAUUAAAUUAUUUUCAGUAUAAUAAUAUUCUUAUUAUUGAUAUUGAAUGUAAACGACAUUGUAGAGCUUCUAUUGAUGAAUUUCCAACGCAAAAGUGA